This is a messenger RNA of Symbiodinium sp. CCMP2456, 663 nucleotides long. The record is from the annotation of a GenBank genome assembly. NCBI's taxonomy places the organism in Eukaryota, Dinophyceae, Suessiales, Symbiodiniaceae.
AUGGCACAGAUGCUGCGAGAAUUUCCGGACGAGGCUCCGGCCAAAGCCGAAGCAGCAAGAGCGCGUCAGGAGCUUCGCAAAAGGCAGAAUCUCUCGCAGCUUGAAUUGCGAGUGCAGCGGCGCCUUCGGACAGAAGAGCACAUUCUGCUUCGGCUGGUCUGGCAGGCUUGGGAAGACUUCGAUGGCAAUGGCAUUGUCCGGGCCAUGGCCGCUGACCCAAAGGCUCGUUUACAACUUUGUGCCAUGGGCUGCGGUGCAAGCACCACCGUGCAUCCAACAUCGCCAUGCUCCCGGGGACCUCAAAGUCUCCGCAUGAGCAAGAAGCGGGUAGAGGCAGUGCUUGACCUCGAUGCGAUGACCGUCCUUCCCAACAGCCCGACACAGAGUCCUGAUGAACGGCUAGACUUGGAGGAGUCAUCAGACGAGCAAAUGUCUGUAGAGGGGGUGGAGGACGAAGCACGACUCUGGUCAUCGAUGAACAUUGAGGAUGUCGAGGCCAACCGAAACCAGCCAUUUCCAACGCCGCCCGAUCGACGGAUGCAUGAUCGGCACCUCCGGCGGAUCGAGCAUCUAGGUCGACAAAUGGCAGAAACUCCUCAUGCAUUUGCACUCGUUGUCUUGAACCGACGAUGCCGGUUGAUCGACCAAGUCAAGACCGCGUAA